Cicer arietinum (chickpea) is the source of this 1650-nucleotide messenger RNA. RefSeq names its product serine carboxypeptidase-like 11. The record is from RefSeq and is a predicted model, not a curated record. Gene Ontology annotation, biological process: secondary metabolic process; proteolysis. Gene Ontology annotation, molecular function: serine-type carboxypeptidase activity; acyltransferase activity, transferring groups other than amino-acyl groups. NCBI's taxonomy places the organism in Eukaryota, Viridiplantae, Streptophyta, Magnoliopsida, Fabales, Fabaceae.
AAAUAACAAAACAAAACCCUAAAAUAGAGUGAAGAUGAAGUAGUACCCUAAAUCCGAGAGAAAAAGUUCAGGUCACGAAUCAUGAAUUCUUUAAUCUAGAAUUCUUUAAUUUACUUGUGCAUCACGAGUCUAGUAAUUUUCAAUAAAUUAAAAGAUAUUAUCUCACACUGAAGCAUCUUCCUCAAAGUCAAAGAUUGAAGUGCUUGCUGGCUUUCAAGGUCCUCUUCCUUUUGAACUUGAAACAGGAUAUGUGGGGUUGGGAGAAACAGAUGAUGACAUGCAAGUGUUCUACUAUUUUAUCAAGUCAGAGAACAAUCCUCAGAAUGAUCCUCUUAUACUAUGGUUAAGUGGUGGUCCUGGUUGCUCUUCUUUUUGUGGCCUUGUCUUACAAAUAGGUCCAAUUGCAUUUGAAAUCAAGGAGUACGACGGGAGCGUGCCUAGUUUGGUCUUGAGGCCACAAUCCUGGACUAAGGCAUCAAACAUUAUUUUUGUAGAUUUGCCACUUGGAACUGGUUUCUCAUAUGCAAAAAAUGUAACUGCUCACCGAAGCGACUGGAAAUUAGUUCACCAUACACAUCAAUUUCUUAGGAAGUGGUUGAUUGAUCACCCUGAAUUUCUUUCAAAUAAAUUCUACAUUGGAGCUGAUUCAUACUCAGGCAUUCCUAUCCCCGCCGUUGUUCAAGAGAUUUCAAAUGGAAAUGAAAAAGGUCUCCAACCAUUGAUAAAUCUCCAGGGAUAUUUGCUGGGGAACCCCAUAACAACACGAAAUGAAAAAAACGAUCAAAUCCCAUAUGUUCACCAAAUGGGACUCAUCUCUGAUGAACUCUACGCGUCACUACAGAGAAAUUGCAAAGGAGAGUAUAUUGAUGUGGAUUCCAAAAAUGAGUUGUGUUUAAGAGAUGUCCAGUAUUUUCAAGAGUGCCUUUCAGGAAUUAAUAAACACAACAUUUUGGGUCCCUUGUGUAAAGAUGAUGAGCAUCUGUGGAGAAGAUAUUUAACUCAAGACAUGAAGACAUUUAGUUCUCAUCUCAAAGUGCCUGAAUUAAACUGCCAAAUUUAUGGUUCUUACCUUGCCAUUAAAUGGGCUAAUGACGAGCUCGUUCGCAAGUCAUUGCAUAUUCGAGAGGGAACCAUUGGAAAAUGGGAACGCUGUUACAGUAGUGAUUUUGAGAAAAAUAUUUCGGAUAGUUUUGAGUUUCAUGCAAACCUAAGCAAAAAAGGAUACCGCUCUUUGAUAUACAGUGGGGAUCAUGAUGUUGUUGUACCUUUCACGUCUACUCAAGCAUGGAUAAGGGCUCUAAACUACUCUAUUGUGGAUGAUUGGAGACCAUGGUUUGUAAAUGGUCAAGUGGGAGGAUACACAAGGACUUACUCGAAUCAAAUGACGUUCGCAACUGUGAAGGGUUCAGGACAUACAGCUCCUGAGUACACUCCAGAGCAAUGUUUUGCUAUGUUCACUAGGUGGAUAUCUUAUUUGCCUUUGUAAAUUAACAAUUAAAAUGUCUUCAAUCUGGUUAUCAAUGAGAUGUUCAUUUUUCGACGAUGCACUUUUUUAAAUUAUCAGUAUUUAAAAAUUGUGUACUAUUUUGUCUUUAAUUAUAAUCACAUUUUUGAAGAAAAAAAAUUGUCUCUAAAUAUAAUCUUUUUUCA